Myotis daubentonii (Daubenton's bat) is the source of this 2010-nucleotide messenger RNA. RefSeq names its product histone deacetylase 8 (gene HDAC8). Gene Ontology annotation, biological process: heterochromatin formation. Lineage: Eukaryota; Metazoa; Chordata; Mammalia; Chiroptera; Vespertilionidae. The record is from RefSeq and is a predicted model, not a curated record. Gene Ontology annotation, molecular function: histone deacetylase activity.
AUGGCCCCGUAGGGCAACAAGGAUGGUUAGUUUUGACCGUGCUUAUUUGUACCAUAAAACAUCGAUCCUAAUUGACAGUUAUCUGGGCUUUUAUAUCUGCCAACCUGCCAACCUUUUUUGAACUGUGGUCACUAAAUGAAGAGGUUCUGGCCUGGGAAGGCCCAUCCAUUCCUUCAAUUGGAUGGAGAGCGAGGACAGUGGCGAUCUGGAGAAUAGGAAGGAAUGUUGACUAGGGAGCACCGCUGCAACCGAUCAGAGGAGCAGGAACCGGAGCCUGGGCUGAGUCCGAAAAAAGCCGGAUCCGGAUGGUGGCCCCGGAACGGCUGGAAGUGGAAGAUGGAGGAGCCAGAGGAGCCUGCGGACAGUGGGCAUUCCCUGCCCCCGGUUUACAUAUACAGUCCCGAGUAUGUCAGCAUGUGCGACUCCCUGGCCAAAGUCCCCAAAAGGGCCAGUAUGGUACAUUCUUUGAUUGAAGCAUAUGCACUGCAUAAACAAAUGAGAAUAGUUAAGCCCAAAGUGGCUUCCAUGGAGGAGAUGGCCACCUUCCACACGGAUGCCUAUUUGCAGCAUCUCCAGAAGGUCAGCCAAGAAGGAGAUGACGAUCAUCCAGACUCCAUAGAAUAUGGCCUAGGUUAUGACUGUCCAGCUAUAGAAGGGAUAUUUGACUACGCAGCAUCUGUAGGAGGGGCUACAAUCACAGCUGCCCAAUGCCUGAUUGAUGGAAUGUGCAGAGUAGCAAUUAACUGGUCUGGAGGGUGGCAUCAUGCAAAGAAAGAUGAAGCAUCUGGUUUUUGUUAUCUCAAUGAUGUUGUCCUGGGAAUAUUACGAUUGCGACGAAAAUUUGACCGUAUUCUCUAUGUGGAUUUGGAUCUGCACCAUGGAGAUGGUGUGGAAGAUGCCUUCAGUUUCACCUCCAAAGUCAUGACGGUGUCCCUGCACAAAUUCUCCCCAGGAUUUUUCCCAGGAACAGGUGAUGUGACUGAUGUUGGCCUAGGGAAGGGACGGUACUACAGUGUGAAUGUGCCCAUUCAAGAUGGCAUACAGGAUGAAAAAUAUUACCACAUCUAUGAAAGUGUACUAAAGGAGGUAUAUAUGGCCUUUAAUCCCAAAGCGGUGGUCUUACAGCUGGGAGCUGAUACAAUAGCUGGGGAUCCCAUGUGCUCCUUUAACAUGACUCCAGUGGGAAUUGGCAGGUGUCUUAAGUACAUCCUUCAGUGGCAAUUGGCAACACUCAUUUUGGGAGGAGGAGGCUAUAACCUUGCCAACACGGCUCGAUGCUGGACAUACUUGACCGGGGUCAUCCUAGGGAAAACACUAUCCUCUGAGAUCCCAGAUCAUGAGUUUUUCACAGCAUAUGGUCCUGAUUAUGUGCUGGAAAUCACGCCAAGCUGCCGGCCAGACCGCAAUGAACCCCACCGCGUCCAGCAAAUCCUCAACUACAUCAAAGGGAAUCUGAAGCAUGUGGUCUAGUUGACAAAAAGAGAUCAGGUUUCCAGAGCCGAAGAGCAGCGCCUAUAAUGAAGACAGCAUGUUUAUGCAAGCAGUGUGUGGAAUUUGUGACUGCAGGGGAAAUUUGGAAGAAAUUACUUCCUGAAAAUUUCCAAGGGGCACCAAGUGGCAGCUGGCCUCCUGGGGUGAGGCAGGCAGACACCCCAGAGGCUCAACUAGGCCUAGAAGAAGAGUGAGAUUUCCAACAUUUAAAAUGUUUAUUUUUAAAAAAACACAAAUGCCAUUUUUAAUCUUUGAAAAUUAUUUUUAAGCAAGUUGGGAAGGGGGUAUUUUUAUUUUCUUAAAGGGGGCAGAUAAAAAGCUGGAAGAAAGCAUGGAGGUUUAGUCAGCAGUUCUUCAGUUAGGGGGUGCUGAGAGGUAGGGUUUGUGGGUCUCAGAACCAUCCAGGUAGCGCCUUGGUGAAGGGGAAUGAUAGUAGAUUGGGAGGUGGGAAGAAGUCUACCUCUGUUGUUUUUAGGAUUAUUGACCUAUUUUGUUUUUAAUAAAAUAUUUGAAAACCUA